UACUGCAAGUAAAUGCUUGGCGGUCUUUUUCUCUGGGCCUAAUAUUGAUAUUUGUUCUUUUGCCUACGUCUGGUUACAAUAUUUCGUUUUGUUUUGCAAAGGUGGAGAAAUUAGCAAGUCUUUCACUUAUAGUGGAAUCAACAUACAUAAAGAAGGAGCAUGCUUAAUCUGAAAUUUGAAUUCCUUGCUGUUGUUCAAUAAAAAGAGGCCUAAAAUUCCCUGGUCAUAACAACCAAAUCAAGAAUGUUAUCACGGAACUGAUCUGUUAUUGUACAGUCGAAAUGAUUUCAUUGCAGAAGAGCUCAAGUGAAGAAAACAGUCCUACAAGGAUUUUACUGAAAUUGUGUGAACACAUUUUAAGCAAGGGAGGAAGGCAAAAAAUAGGCGAAGAUUUGGUGGCAAGACAGUUCCAGUAUGCCUUAAAAGUUGUUGGAAGCUAUUUUGAUCCAUCUGUAACAUCCGAUGAGUUUCAACUUGCGGAGCAGAUCAAGAAAAAAUUUGCAAGAAGGAAGAGAGAAAGUGAUGCAGCUAUAUUUUCAAAACUGUUCCAAAAGCUACAAUCAAAGACACUGCUUCAAAACAAAUGGGGAGCAAUCUAUCUAUUGGAUUCGCUAAGCAAUUUGAAUUCGAGAGGCGGUAGUGAACAGAAUGCCUUUUACGCAAACGGACUACCUACACUUGCAUCGACACCGCUUACCAAUGUCCUACCCAUCAGAGGCAUUCCCAAUGCAUCUUCAGUGCACGGUGCCAGUGGAAGCAGCGGCAUUGGCAGCAAAGCGUCCGAUUCCCUGUCACUUUCUUAUGACCCAACGCCCAAUGCAUCAUCAUUUGUUCCACGCCAAGAAGGCAGCAACUCAAGAUUAGUUGAUGGUAGGCCUCCAAAGCCAGAGAAACGCCUUUCGGCGGUGGCAGCUCUUGCUGCACAGUCAUUGAAUAUUGCUAAAGGUGUGGAACCAGAUGCUGCUUCGAAAUCCAUUGUCCCAUUCCCACGAAGAAGUGGCUCAUUGAUGCUGAAGGCCGCUGCCGAAGACAGAGUCGAUGGGUCGAAAUUUGAGGUUACCGAACAAUCCCUCCUUAGGGAUAUAUUGUAUGUGUUUCAAGGCAUCGAGGGAAAGAUGAUUCGCUACGAGGAUGAAAAUGACGGCUAUAGAAUAAACCCAACAAUUGGCGUGCCCUUCCCCAUUCGCGAUUUUAUUGAUAAACUAAACGAGUUAGGCUGGCUUUACCGCAAAGUCAAGAAGUUCUUAGAUGCAAGGGUAGGGGAAAAAGCGUUAGGACUUGUAGGUCAGAGCUUUUGUGCUGCGGUACAUAAAGAACUUGCUGAAUAUUACAGGCUGCUUGCCGUUUUGGAAGCACAGCAAAAUCAACUGUCUGGAGAUGGAGGUAUGGAGGGACUAACCCUCAGACGGCUGAUGGUGUGGACCAAUGACCCUUUGAUCAGAAUGAAGGCACUGGCAACUCUUGUUGACUCGUGCAAAGGCAAAAAGGGAGGCGCUUUGCUAUCAGCGAUUCAUUCGAACACGAAAGUUGGUGAUCCAUAUGUCAGAAAUCUGAUGAAAAACAUUCUUGAUGUCGUUUCCCAUCCUAUAAAAAGAAUCCUGGAAAGGUGGAUUUACGAAGGAGAACUGCAAGAUUCCUACCAUGAGUUUUUCGUGGCUGCAGACCCUGCUGUCCGAAAUGAGAGACUAUGGCAUGAGAAGUACAGCUUACGAAAGCUGAUGAUACCGUCCUUCAUACCUCGGAACCUAGCAACCAAGAUUCUUAACAUUGGCAAAUCAAUAAACUUCUUACGGGUCGUUUGCAAAGACAGAGGUCCCAUUGGAGACCAGGCCCUUAUCAAUUCUGGAAAAGAUUCAGGCUUUUCCCAAGAUCUUCAAGAAUUCACUCGAUCUGCGCUUGAAGAAAUCAUAGACGUUGUGUACAAAAAGACGAGUAAACGACUCCUCGAAGUUCUCUUCAACAAAUAUCAAUUUCUUGAUCAUCUCCAGGCGAUGCGUCGAUAUCUUCUUCUUGGGCAAGGUGAUUUUAUCCGUCAUCUUAUGGACUUGCUCCAGUCUGACUUGGCAAAGCCCGCAAAUUCUUUGUACAUGUACAAUUUGACUGGUGUUCUUGAGGCAGCAAUACGGGCGACAAAUGCCCAAUAUGAUGAUCCAGAUAUUCUUAAGCGGCUGGACUGCAGACUCUUUGAGAUUUCACCUGGCGACUGCGGAUGGGAUGUUUUCAGUUUAGACUACCACGUGGAUGGACCGAUCAGCACAGUUUUCACCCCGGAUUGUAUGCUGUUCUAUCUAAGAAUUUUCAACUUCUUGUGGAGGGCAAAGCGUAUCGAGUAUUGUUUGACAGAAAUUUGGAAGAAUCAGAUGACUUGUAACAAACUGCUGCGUGGCAUUCCAGAAAUCGAGCCAUUGUUGCACCAGAGCAACUGCUUGGAAGCUGAGAUGGUCCACUUCAUCCACCAAAUGCAAUACUACAUAACAUUUGAGGUUCUUGAGUGCUGCUGGGAAGAGCUGCUUCGCAACGUCAAAGAAGCAACUGACUUAGAUCACGUGAUCGCUGCCCAUGAAACAUUUUUGGACCAGGUUAUGACUAGAUCUCUCCUUGACAACGAGUCUAGGGGUAUGCUGACGCAAUUAAGAGCGAUCUUCGAUUUGAUUGUCCAGUUUCAAAACACGCAAGAAAUGAUGUACAACACUGCACUAGAAGAACUUAGAGCAAGGCAGAGAUUAGAAGAGCUUAUCAAAUCAAGAACGGGCAAAGGAGCGUGGGGAAUGACGGAGACCGACACAGAAGAAGAAAUGAAAAGAACAGAAGAAUUUCAACAGAAGUUCAUCCCAGGGACCAGAGCUCAGCUACGUGUAUUGCAUCAUUCGUACCAGGACAUGCUGCGACAGUUUUUGGUGAUGCUUAAGAGCCAUUCUGACGUCAGCCUACAAUUCCUCUGCUUUCGACUUGACUUCAACGAACAUUACAAAAGCAAGGAGCCAAAGUUGAGGACCCCGAUGCCAAGACACAGUCAGCGCUAUAAUUUGACCUCAGAAAUGAUCCCUUCACUCGAUCUUAAACUAUAGCCACCUUUUCUAGAAAACCGGUGUGCAUUUGGUAGCCAUAGAACGACUGGUGCUAUAUGGUUUGGAUGGGAUACAGUUUGCCGUACACUCGGUAAAACGUAUGAUCAAGCCCGUCAAAGGCAUUGAAAGUCAACUCUUAGUUUAGAAAAUGACAUUUCGACAUUUGUAAUACUGUAAUGUUCACUAUGUUUUUUCACUGAGAGAUUUUUUGAAUUUCCUACUCGUAUAUUGGGGCUAUUUUGUGUUGUAGCACUAGGUGUUUAUGUAUUUCUAAUUUGAUACACAAUCCCGACCUCUCUUUCA
Molecule: messenger RNA, 3371 nt
Organism: Rhopilema esculentum
Lineage: Eukaryota; Metazoa; Cnidaria; Scyphozoa; Rhizostomeae; Rhizostomatidae
Product: gamma-tubulin complex component 3 homolog
Biological process (GO): spindle assembly; meiotic cell cycle; cytoplasmic microtubule organization
Cellular component (GO): microtubule organizing center; gamma-tubulin complex; spindle pole
Molecular function (GO): microtubule minus-end binding; gamma-tubulin binding
Source: RefSeq, a predicted model, not a curated record